Mytilus californianus (California mussel) is the source of this 6534-nucleotide messenger RNA. RefSeq names its product coiled-coil domain-containing protein 28A-like. The transcript is spliced from 6 exons. The record is from RefSeq and is a predicted model, not a curated record. The coding region runs from base 115 to 570 and encodes 151 amino acids. Lineage: Eukaryota; Metazoa; Mollusca; Bivalvia; Mytilida; Mytilidae.
GAUUUUGUUGACAGUUGUCGAAUCUGUUGUUACUGUUAGUUAUAUAUAUUUGAUAUGUAAGUUCUGAAUCCUUCUAUUGGACAAGAAUAUUUGAAGACUUGGUUUUCUGUUACGAUGGAUACAGAUCCUGUUAAUUACAGGAGGAAAGAUGAGACGUUCCCUGUGCCUAAACCCAUUCCAGAGAGGAAGGCAUCAAAAUCUGGUAAGAAGGAGAGAAGACAAGCCUGUAGUAGACCAUGUAAAGAACAUUCCUUCUUGACAGAUGUGGCAGACGUCCGCGCCAUGGAACAAGGACUCUUACAAUUACUGGAGGAUUUCCAUUCAGGCAAAUUACAAGCUUUUGGCGGUGGUUCAACAUUUCAGCAGAUGGAUAUGAUAAGAGAGCAACAAGAAUGUUUAGCACGACUCCAUUUCGAAUUAGACAUUCAUCAAGACUUACAGAGAGGAAACGAUGAAAAGGCUAGAAUUUCGGCCAAUUCAAAACUGUCUAGACUUAUUGAUCAGCUUCAUUCCAUUAGUUCUUCAAUACAAAAAUUACACAAGACAGACUACAGUCCACAGAAGAGAUGAUAAGAAGAAAGAUUGACUUGUUUCCGGUGACAAGUUAGCCAGAAAGGUUGACUUGUUUCCAGUGACUAGUUAGCCAGAAAGGUUGACUUGUUACCUAUGACUAGUUAGCCAGAAAGUUGACUCAUUCCAGUGAUUAGUUAAACAGAAAGUUGAAUGACUUCAGAAAUCAUGUGUGAUAUUUUGUAUUAUAAUUUUGUGACUUAGUGUCGAAUUUUUUUAAACUAUUGUGUAUUCAUUAUUUUUCGUUGGAUAUCCAUUUUCAUGAAUUUCACAAGUAAAGGUGACCUACAAAAGACAAAGGGUGAUAAGGGCUGUUUUUGGCCCCAACCCCAUAUUAUUUAAUUUGUCAUGUUGUUUACUAAAUACAAAUUUUCUAUAAGCUUGUAUGUUGACUUUUGUAGCAAAACCACAAAAUCAAAUAUCUAUGGAAAUACAAUGGUUUUCUCACUCCACAAAAAUAAAGGAAUCAAUAGUAUUGUAAACUCAAUUAAUAUUUGAAUUUUUGCUGGAAAAGAAACAUAUUAUAUCGAAUUGUAAAAAUUGGAUGUUCUUUUGUAUAAAUAACCAACAAAAUAAAAAAAAUCAUGAAAAUGCAUAAUUGACCACAAUGGCCUAAUGAAAAAAAAAGUGUCAGCAAAAAUAAUUUGGUUCACAGUAUUAUCUACUGUGUAUUAAGUUUGCAAAUGCAGAAGUAAGGAUGUAUCAUUUUUUUUACAAUUCAGGGGCUCUUUUCACAAAACAUCUUACGACAAAAAUUUAUCGUAAGUUAUACUGAAAUGUUCAUGACUUACGAGUGUUUUUUUCUCGUAAGAUUUUUUGUGAAAUUAGUCGCUGUAAUUAUUUUAUAAUUUUUUGACAUUUGCAAUUGACGAAAAAGUAAAUGUUCUUUUCUUUUCAAUCUAUCCCAUUUUUUCCCUAUUAUCUGUUUGAUUCAUGUUUAGUUUGGGAUUUUAUAAAGGAAAAAUUAUGUAGAAAAAACUUAAAUCUGAUAGGAAAUUAAAGGUUUAUAUUGAUAUAUUUGUUUCAAUAAGUAUGAUAAAUAAGAGCAUUUAGUCAAUAUUCAGACAAUUCGCAUUAUCUUAUAUGUCCUUUUAUUCAAAAACAAUUUUUGUGAAACUUGUUUUUUUUAGUUUACUUUAAAUAUUACAACCAUACACUCAGGACAAGGCAUUAAAUCAUGUAUUUCAUGCCAAAAUUUUUUAAGUUGGCAGGUAUGAAAAUUUGUAAAAAAAAAAAACAUUUUUGAAAUAGAUGAAAUUAAAUGUCUGAAUGAAUUUAUUCAUAACUGUAAUUGAAAGUGUUAUGAAAUAUAUAGUAUUUUGUAAACAGUUAAGCAUCCAUAAUCAGAAUUUUAUUAAAAAAAAUCCAUCUGCACAAAAUGUUGAAAUGUUUUGUAUGUAUAUUCCACUAAAGUUAUUUAAUCAACAAUAUUGAUCUCAGUAUUUGUUAUAACUUUCAAUCACAGGUAUUUCUUAAGGACCAUCUCAAAAUACAAGUUUUGAUUUAAAUAGAUAACAUAUGUAAUUUUCCUUCCUCAGCUUUUGAUAUAAUGAAAUAAACACAUUUUUGGGGCAUUUAUAGAAGAAAUGAAAAGAUAUGGUUUGUGUAAAUGAAAACUUAUUUAGAAUAGCAUAAAGGAUCUAAUUUUCACUGCCACUUUCUGAAGUAGAAAAUAAUACAAAUAUAGAUUGUUGUCAAACUAGGAUCCGCUAUUAAAUGAGUACAUCAGCAAUGUUCGAAAAUCAUGAAAAUACUUUGCAUCAAAGAAGGCUUGAAAGGGCUUUACACAACAACAAAAAUCAGCAAAAAUCAGUUUGUUUACAAAAUGUAAAGUGAAAGCAACUGAAGCUUACCCAUCGGUUGUUCUGAGAUUCCUGUUUGAUAUGUGGCCUUGACCUGUUUUCUGCUUUUUGGUCAGGUUGUUGUCUCUUUGACACAUUCCCCGUUUCCAUUCCAUGGUUAAAUUUGUUUUUUUUUUAGUUUUCAACAGAAUAGAUAUAUAUUAUGUAGGCUUGUAUGCAGGAUUAUCUUCAAACAACAAAUUCAAGUAUUCAGGAAAAUGCAACUAUUCUUCUAUCCUCAAAAAUAGAUAAAUGUAUCCCCAAUAAUUUUAUUACAUAGGGGAAUAGGCUGUUUCAGAAUCUAAAGGAAUAUGGGUAAUUUUAUUGUUUGUUCCCCAAAAUGAAAAUAAUGUCACAUCAUUGGUUGAAUUUAAAGUGUUUAGGACAUUUUUAACCAAUCACGAUACUUUGGUGUAAACUUUUGAAAAUAUUACCCAGAAUGCAUUAGAUUCUGAAUUAGCCAAUUGAAAGUCCUUAUAAAUGUUCAAACUAAUACCUACAGGAACUUGUAUUUUGAAAUUGUCACUUUCUUUACUUGCUUUUCUAUAGACAUAGUUUAUAUUUUUGUUGUAUUUUUUUAUUUAUUAGAAGAGAGUUUUGUUUAAUAAAUGUAUUCCAUUUUAGUCGACAAUCAAAUCUUUUUAUGUGAAAAUAGUACAUUUCAUUUCAAAAUUAUCAGUAUAUUUUUCCGUUCAUGUUGUCUUGUUCACUUGACAUUUAUUAACCUUUAACCUUUAUAUUAUGGCAGGUUUAUAGUAGAAAUGUAUCAUCCUUAAAUUGGCCCAAAAAAAUAAUUAUGACAAUAUAGUCCAGGUUUUCAUUUUAUACCUGCACAAUAUGCCUAAAAAAUUGACAAAUUUAGGGUUCUGUGCCUCCAUUUAGGCAAAAAUUAGACCUGUGUCCUCACAUGUGACAUUUAAAGCAACUUGUAUUAUAUCAAAGUUAAUUUUCUAUAUGAAUGUUUUGUAAUUUAGUUAACAGCUUUUUUGUACCAUAAUUUUAACCUUUAAGUGCCAACCUGCCUAAAUAUCAGGCAAUGGUGAAAACAUGACAAACAAAUACCCACUCAUGUUUACAUUAGUUUAUUUUCAAAAUAUAUCAUGGUGCAUGAAAAUAACAUUUGUUUCCUUUUCCUGAUCUGGUAUUUCAAGAUAAAAUUUGGUUGAAAUGCACUAGAAAUUAACAAUUAAUGGGAGCUAACUCCUUAACUUGUUAUCAUUCUAACCAAAAGUUAUCUUUAGAUUUCUCAAAUUACAAGACAUGCAGAAAGAAAGACGUACAGAUUCUUCCUCUGGAUGAGGGUAACUUCAAAAUAGGAUGGUUAGGUAGGUUGGUUUUUUUUUUUGCCAUGUUUGAUAUUCUUCUAAAUUGCCUGAUUCUUACAAAGACUGGCACUUAAACAAACUGUUGAGAGGUUGUUGAUGUGAAUUUUAAUGAGUUGUUAUUAAUACCAUUUGCACUAAAUUUACAAUGUAAUCAUGACAGUUCAUAUACAUUGCUCAAAUCAGAAUUAACAUUUGCUUAAGUGUGUGGAGGGAUAUUUUUUAUUUUUAUAUUAGUAUACCAAUGUUUUUUGUUGCUUUAUAAUUUCAUUGCUAUGUUUUAGAUCUGUAUAUCUACUUGAAAUAUUUCAUUUGUUUGGAAACGCCCACCUUACAAAGAAUCAAAAUAUAUUUUUUCUUCAUUUAAUCAUGAGUUAUCUUCCAUUUGUAUCAAUCCAUCCCUAUGAAAAAAAAAAAAUAUUUAUUCUUUCCUCAAUCAGAUCAAUGUUUUCUGAGCUUUAUAUCAUUUUUGUUUAUCAUUACAUGCUCUUGCAAAUUAAUUUAUCUUUAUAUUAGACAUUUUGAUAAGAAUUGAAGAAAUUGCCAUCAUACUGUAUAGAUGUAUUUCUUUCAAAGGAAGUUAUUUCUUUGAUAAAGGACAGAUAAUUAAGUGAAGGAGCUGUUAUUUGUGCAUGUUUAUUUUCAUUGACUGAGGAAAUUCAAUUGAUAAUGAAAUCUUCAAAUGUUUGUGAUUUUGGUUUGUAUUUUUGUGAUUUCUGUGUUUUUUUGGACUACAAUAUCCACAAUAUAUUUGUUCCAAACAUAGAGAAUUAACAUAAAGUGAAAAAAUUGAUGAUUUAGCAUCAACAGUAAAUCAAGGUUGCUAUUAAAUAUAAAAAAAAUAUUCAUUUUAUUGUUUCCAUGGUUAUUGUAAAAUUGAAAUAGAAAUUAAUCAGAUUAUUGUUCUGUGAAGAUUGAGAAGGCAUUCCUAUUUCAUCUAAGGGCAUACAAUACUGUUAAUACCCACCAUUCAUUAUUGCUUGACAUUAUGAUACAAAGCAAAUUUUUAUUCAAACUUUUCAAAAUGCCAAGAAAAAUAUCUUGCGUUCUUUUUUGUUUUUUUUAAAGAUAUUUCAGUUUCACUUCAGGAAAACGAUCAGAAAUUUCAGACGUUAUAUAUCAAUGUUGAAGAAAAAUAUAAAUUAAAAAAAUAUUUUUUAAAAAAAAUGUCUUUUGGUUUUCUAUAAAAAGUCUGUAGACAUUCAAGUUGUAGUUGAUAUCAUUAAUUUAAAUAAUGCAAUUAUUUGUCCAGUAAAGAAUGUUGACAUCAUACUUAAUUAAAAAAAAAAAUAUACACCAACACUUAUGUCUCCAUUAAUUUUUCUUAUAAUUUUGUUGAAGUUUUCUUCAAUCCAUGCAAAUUUGAAUUGCCAUUAUUUUUUAAUUUAAAUUUAGAAAUCUUCAUGCAAUUUUUUUUAUAUAUGUAAGAACAAUCUCAUUUUUUAGAUGAAUUAGAUUUUGUUCCCUAUUAAUACAGUGUGAUAGUUAUAUAAACGUUACUCUUGGCAUUGUUCAUACUGAUCCCUGCUACAUAUACUACUGUAUUGUAUGUCAUGAAUGUUUUUGGUCUGUAAAAGAAGCUACAGAUUUUAUAUUUAACGAAUUUAAGAAGAAAAUUCAAGAUGAAAUCCAAUCAAUUUUUGUUUGUUUAAAUGAAAAUUUCCAUCUUGUGCUUAUAUAAGUUACUUUUCUUGUUUUUACACAAGUCUUUCAUGAUUUAACAUUUCUUCAAGAUAUCCUGAACCGUCCUUUAUUUUAUAUCAUUCCAGUUACGUCCCAGUUUCUCUUAUAUGUUUAAUUGAGUUCUUUUUACAGAGGCAGUCACCCUUAAAUGUUCAAUCUUUGUCUCAUUAAGUAUUGGUGUCCCUAGUCAGGAAGAAGUUUGGACAAAUAUUUACUGGAAAGAACAUGUAAAAAAAAAAAAAAACCUAUGGAUUUUUUUGUAUGUAUUUUUUCACUUAUUUUAAAUAACAAAACUUUUUAAGUAAGUUUUAACCAGAAAUGUGAGUGAAUGAAAAAGGAUAACUCCCCCUGUUAAGUCAAUUCAAUUAUCACCCUUUAAGUUGGACUGGGAAUAUAUUUCUUGAUGCACAUCCUCAGGUAAUGUCCUUCCAACUGUUUAAAGAUUAUCAAUAUCCCACUAGUUAUAAUAAGAGUUAUGCUUAUAAUGCACAUGGACAAGACAAGACAGACAAACAGGGAAUGAUGAGAUCUUUCUUAAGUAACCCCUAAAAACUUUGUGUGCAGGGGGUAUAAACACACACGGUUUUCUGAUCUUUUUCUAGUUCUAUUUUUUAGAAUAAGAACAUAGAUUACAUGCUCUAAAUAUGUGUUGAGAUUGAACUGUACUUAUGAUUUUAUUUUGAACAUACAAUUAUUAAGGCCAUUAAAGUCUGAAUAUGCUUUAAAACUAAGGUUUUCAGAAAUAGGUAAAAUUAAUUUUGAGUAGCAUAAUUCCAUUAUAUGUAGUAUACUGAAACUAGAUUUGUUUUUUACAAUGUCUUAUAGAAAAAAAUGGUUGCUAUUUAAUUGAUGUGUGGUCAAUUUAUAUAUUGCCAAUGUUUUUUCUUUUCAUCAGAUUUAAGAAUAAUAGGACUAUGAAAAAUAAUCACCACUUUAAUCUUAAUACCAUCUUGAAAAUCUCAUGCAGAGAAUCAUAUCAUGUGCCAAUUUCAACACAUUGAAGCUUUAGGCUAAAAUAUACAUUUCAGCAAAGAAUAAUUUUAUCAAACUUUUCUACAUGUACAAUACAUAUGAAUAGUGUUACAAUGUAUUUUCUAAUAAACAUUCCAUUAGGUUUA